AUGGGCAAGAGCAGCAAAAUGCUACAGCACAUUGGGUAUAGAAUGAGAUGUAUCCUGCAAGAUGGUCGAAUCUUCAUUGGCACCAUUAAGGCUUUUGACAAGUAUAUGAACUUGAUCCUCUGUGACUGUGAUGAGUUCAAGAAGAUCAAGCCAAAGAAUGUGAAGCAGCCAGGGCAUGAAGAAAAACAGGUUUUGGGUCUGGUGUUGCUGUGUGAGGUGAACUUGGUUUCCAUGACUGUGAAGAGACCACUCCCCAAAGAUACUGGCAUUGCUCGGGUACCACUUGCUGGAACUGCAGGAGACACUGGAGUUGGGAGCGAGCCUGGCAUAGGAGUACCACCUGGUGUCCCAAUUCCCCAGGUGCCUGCUGCAGUAGCAGGCCCUGUCCGAGAGGUUGGGGGACCAUCCGAAUAGGUUAUGACUCCCAGAAGAGGCAUUGUAGCAGCUACAGCAGUUGCUGCUACUGCCAGCAUUGCUGGAGUUCCAACACAGUACCCACCAGGUUGGGGAAUCCCAUCCCCACCUGUGGGCAGAGCAACCCUACCUCCAGGCAUUAUGGCUCCUCCACAUGGUAUGAGACCACCCAUGGGCCCACCAAUUGGGCUUCCCCUACUCAAGGGAUGCCAAUAGGCAUGAAUGAGACCCCCUCUACCAGGAAUUUGAGGUCCACUUCCCCCAGGAGUACA
Choloepus didactylus (southern two-toed sloth) is the source of this 686-nucleotide messenger RNA. Its product is annotated as small nuclear ribonucleoprotein-associated protein N-like. Gene Ontology annotation, molecular function: RNA binding. NCBI's taxonomy places the organism in Eukaryota, Metazoa, Chordata, Mammalia, Pilosa, Megalonychidae. The record is from RefSeq and is a predicted model, not a curated record. Gene Ontology annotation, cellular component: U1 snRNP; U5 snRNP; cytoplasm. Gene Ontology annotation, biological process: mRNA splicing, via spliceosome.